Molecule: messenger RNA, 1414 nt
Organism: Polypterus senegalus (gray bichir)
Lineage: Eukaryota; Metazoa; Chordata; Cladistia; Polypteriformes; Polypteridae
Product: glutamine synthetase-like
Exons: 7
Coding region: 22-1323 (433 amino acids)
Cellular component (GO): cytoplasm
Molecular function (GO): glutamine synthetase activity
Source: RefSeq, a predicted model, not a curated record
CAGUCAGGCGGCCACACCCAAAUGAACGGGAACCGAGCGCGCCACGUAAGUGAGGCGGAAUGGGGAGGGGCGGAGUGGACAAACCUGUCGGGGCCAAAGCUCGCGAGACCUGCCCGACACUUUAAAAGAGCGCGGCGGCCGAGUGCCAGGACAGCAGAAGGAGCGAAAGAUCGCCGUCCCACCAUCACCAUGUCCAGCUCCAUGUCUGCCAGCUCCGACCUCAGUAAGUCCGUACGGGACAAGUACAUGUGCCUCCCGCAGGGGGACAAGGUGCAGGUCACCUACAUUUGGAUCGAUGGCACCGGAGAAGGCCUGCGCUGCAAGACAAGGACCCUGGACUCGGAGCCCAAGGGCAUCAAAGAUGUUCCCGAGUGGAAUUUCGAUGGCUCGAGCACCUACCAGGCGGAGGGCUCCAACAGCGACAUGUACCUGAUACCCGUGUGCCUGUUCAGGGACCCCUUCACGCUGGACCCCAACAAGCUGGUGCUGUGCGAGGUGCUCAAGUACAACCGCAAGUCAGCAGAGACCAACCUGCGCAGCAGCUGCUGUCAGGUGAUGGAGCAGGCUGGGCACAGCCACCCUUGGUUUGGCAUGGAGCAGGAAUACUCACUGCUGGGCAUCGAUAAGCACCCCUUUGGUUGGCCCAAGAAUGGCUACCCUGGACCCCAAGGUCCAUAUUACUGUGGUGUGGGCGCUGACAAAGUCUACGGCCGAGACAUCGUCGAGUGCCACUACAAGGCCUGUCUGUAUGCUGGGGUGAAGAUCGCUGGCACCAAUGCGGAGGUCAUGCCCUCUCAGUGGGAGUUCCAGGUGGGGCCCUGCGAGGGCAUUGCCAUGGGCGAUCACCUGUGGAUGGCACGCUUCCUGCUGCACCGUGUCUGUGAAGACUUCGGGGUGGUGGCCACGCUUGACCCCAAGCCAAUGACGGGUAACUGGAAUGGAGCAGGGUGUCACACCAAUUUCAGCACGGAGGCCAUGCGUAACCAGGGGGGACUUCAGCAUAUCGAGGAGGCCAUCGAGAAGCUGGGCAAGCGACACUCUUAUCACAUCCGCAUGUAUGACCCUAAAGGGGGCGCCGACAACUCCCGCCGCCUGACUGGUUCCCACGAGACUUCCAGCAUCCACGAGUUCUCUGCUGGUGUCGCCAACCGUAGUGCCAGCAUCCGCAUCCCCCGCCAGGUCGGCCAAGAUGGCUGUGGCUACUUUGAGGACCGCCGCCCUGCUGCUAACUGUGACCCAUACGCCGUGACGGAGGCCAUCACCCGCACGUGUGUGCUGAACGAGACGGAGCCUUUGCCCGUGCCCUCGGGUGAGGUGCCCUAAGGAUGACGAGGCACUUCUCGCUUUUUGCCUCAUUUUAUGUGACCACUGUAAUGAAACUCAAUAAAUAAAUAAAACCUUUGAUAUAAAAAUG